AUACCUUCGUUCGUCCCCCGCCCUCACUACUCGGCGCUCCCUAUUCAUCUGUCUAGAAAUCCCUGUCUUCUCUCCUAACAGCUGUAGCCCACCCCAGCCAGCUACAGCUGGUCAAUCAUCUAUAAUCAUGGCUGCGCCAGUCACCCGUAUGCCACUCGCCAGGCUGCCCGCUCUCCCCGCCGCCUCAACUCCCGAGCAACGCUACUGGGGAACAUUCAAGUCGCACCUUCUAAUUCAAGAAUACGGAGCAAUCAAAUCUAUCAAUUUCUCCCCGGUUUCCCCCCAUGAUUUCGCUGUCACCGCCUCUACCCUCGUCAAGGUGUAUUCAUCGAAAACCCGAGUAGUGUCAAAGACAAUAUCGAGAUUCCAGGCACCUGCGCAAUCCGGAAGCUUUCGCUCUGACGGAAGAGUUUUGGUUGCCGCUGAUGACAGUGGACUGAUUCAAGUUUUUGACAUUGGCUCGAGAGCUGUCAUCAAGACAUGGGAUGAGCACAUGGGGAACACCGUUAGUGUUACAAAAUUUUCCCCGACAAUUGUGACCCAAGUACUGUCUGCCUCUGAUGACAAGACAGUUCGUCUCUGGGACUUGACCUCAUCGAAGUCGACUCACAAAUUUAUCGGAAACCAAGACUACGUCCGGGCUGCCUCUUUUGUUCCUGGUUCUCCCUAUUCGGUUGUGUCUGGAGGUUAUGAUAGGACGGUUAGAUUGUGGGAUUCCAGGUCCGUCGGUGACCAUUGUAGCAUGGAAUUCAAUGCUCCAGCUCCUGUCGACGCAUUGUUGGUUUUACCAGGCGGAACAACCAUUCUGGCCUCCAGUGGGCCAACUGUUCAUGUAUGGGAUAUAAUUGCAGCGAAGCGUGUUGCUGUCCUCCACAACCAUCAGAAGAGUAUUACUUCGUUGGCACUGUCCACCGGGCCGCGGCAAGGCGGGAGGAGAGUCUUGACCGGUGCACUUGACCGCCAUGUGAAGGUUUACGAUCCUACCACUUGGAAGGUUGUCCAUGGUGUCAAGUAUCCCGCGCCGAUUCUCGCAAUUGGUAUCUCCCCCGAUGAAAAGCAUUUGGCAGUUGGCAUGUCCAAUGGGCUGUUCAGUGUGCGUACCCGUAGAAGCGGCAAGGAGAAGGAGAAGGCCAAAGAAAAGGAGAGGGUCUUGGACAUGAUUGCUGCUGGGAUUGACCCCAUUACCGGCACGGGCGGCCCCAAGUCAAAGAGCAGUGCGCAGAGGAGACGUACCAAGGGAAUGGAUUACAAGGGGGAAGGAGCGGAUAUAGUUGUGGAACAAGAGACCCGAAGGAGGAAAGAGAGGCCCUGGGAACACCACCUCCGUAAAGGUAAUUACGGCGGUGCCUUGGACUCUGCUCUUAUGUCGGGCCAACCCCAUAUCACCGUCUUCACAAUUCUCGGGGAGCUCCGCUAUCGCAAUGCCAUCAAUGCAGCACUAGCCAAUCGCGACGAAAAUACCCUCAGUCCUAUUCUAAAAUGGUUGAUCAAGCAUCUCCCUGACAUCCAGUACGUUUCGACAAUUGUAGAAGUUUCUCUGUUAAUCCUUGAUAUGUACUCUCACGACCUGGGGAAGUCUCCAGAAUUCGAUAAACUUAUUAGAAGGCUUCAUCUCCGCGUCAAACAGGAAGUGGAGAACUCAAAACAAUCAAGCCUGGUUGUGGGGAUGUUGGACAUGUUGCUAGUAGGGAGUGCUUCCGGUUAAUCCCUUUGUAUUGUAAACUAUUUUUCUUCUAUAUACCUCCACAAAAGUAAUUGGGCUAGACCUUUUUUUCCUUUCUUU
Tuber melanosporum (Perigord truffle) is the source of this 1783-nucleotide messenger RNA. RefSeq lists its product as uncharacterized. The transcript has 3 exons. Bases 128 to 1705 code for a protein of 525 amino acids. Lineage: Eukaryota; Fungi; Ascomycota; Pezizomycetes; Pezizales; Tuberaceae. Gene Ontology annotation, biological process: rRNA processing; positive regulation of transcription by RNA polymerase I. Gene Ontology annotation, cellular component: nucleolus. The record is from RefSeq and is a predicted model, not a curated record. Gene Ontology annotation, molecular function: protein binding.